AUGAUAAUAGAAAGCAAAAGCGACGACACGAAUGAGGUAGAAAUACAAGCUAAAGUCGAGAGUAAUUUCGAGGACCACCCCAGCGACAUGAUGAUCGUCCUCACCGAUCGCGAGCGUAUAGGUGUUCCCAAACCAUCGUCUGAUCCAACAAUAGAAGAUUUAAAAGCCAUACAGCAACAAGUCAAAGCCCGCAUCAAGACGAUGAUUGCCGAAGACAUUCCGUUCUUUACAAUGGAUGGAAUCCGAAAUGUUCAUGAACAAGUACAAAAAUGUAUGGCGCAAGGCGGUAAAGGAGAUGUUUUCGUGAAAGGUUUGGAUGGAAUCAUUGUUCGAUUUCAGCUGCAUAUUGGAAAGACUUAUGAUUGGGCGGAUUUUACUAGCGUCAAGCCUGUCAUUGAGUAUGCCGCCAUACAACAUCUGACAUCAGAGAAAUGGGUGGAGCAUCUCGAUCCAGAAAUAGCAUUUUGUAACCUCGUGGUCUAUCACAGAGUGAAGCAUCUCGACAAAGAAACGCGCGAAGUUGCUACGGCAAAGGAUGCAUUUAGGCCCAAAGAGGAUGUUGGGCGAGAUUUUGAUAAGAGUUUACACGAGUGGAUGGCAAGUGAGCAGUGCAGACAACUGCGGAAUCUGGAUAUACUACGACAGAAUGCAGGCAGGAUAAGGAAGAUUGUCGCGUUUGCAUGUGGAUCAAUUACACAUUCUGAUGAACGAUCAAAGGGGAGGUCAUCCUACCAGCAUGGCUUGAUUAAGACGUUGCAUGACAUACUCUCUCAGGCUCGACAUGAAGAUGUCAAUCUUACCAGAGAGCAAAAAGAGAAACACAUUCAGUGCUUCAUUCAAGACCCGGCGUAUACGAAUAUCGAUCGCGAGCUUUUCCAGGAUGACUACGGAAUUGCCACUAUACUUGAAAACCCAGAGGGAUUUUUGGAAGUUGAUGACUCGACUGUUGUCCUCUCAUUCUCACCGAAUGUGCCGGUGAGGCAGAUUGUGGUUGAUAUCGCGAAACCAGCUGUUAUGAUAUGGGACAGAAUCUUGGAUGAGGAUGACAGGGAUGUGACGGAUCCGGAUUCACGUCGAAUGAAGAGCGUGAUUGACGGGCUCUAUGACCAGAUCGAGUUUCCGGAAGACAAGGCUCAUUUCGGUGAUAUUGCUAUCUAUGGACGAAGAGCAUGA
This is a messenger RNA of Talaromyces amestolkiae, 1173 nucleotides long. RefSeq lists its product as uncharacterized. Lineage: Eukaryota; Fungi; Ascomycota; Eurotiomycetes; Eurotiales; Trichocomaceae. The record is from RefSeq and is a predicted model, not a curated record. The coding region runs from base 1 to 1173 and encodes 390 amino acids. The transcript has 3 exons.